Prunus mume (Japanese apricot) is the source of this 814-nucleotide messenger RNA. RefSeq names its product topless-related protein 2-like. NCBI's taxonomy places the organism in Eukaryota, Viridiplantae, Streptophyta, Magnoliopsida, Rosales, Rosaceae. The record is from RefSeq and is a predicted model, not a curated record. Gene Ontology annotation, molecular function: protein binding.
UCUUGGCCGAAGGGAGUUUUCAAGCCUAUCACAAAUAUUUCGCAAAUGGCUGGUACCCAUCGUGACUAUAUUCUCUCCAUAAUACAAUUUCUCGAGGGAGCUAAUUUACAUGAAUCUGCACGCAUGGUGGAGAGGGAAUCAGGAUUGUUCUUUAACCUGAACUACUUUGAGGACUGCUUCAUCCGAGGAGCAUUUCAGAAAGCGGAGGAGUAUGUGAGCAGUUUCACAACCGUGCACGAUGACCACUGCUCAACUCGUAUCAUCCACGAGAUCCGGUGGCACAAGUUCUUGGAGGCCAUGGAUAAUAAGCGAUAUGAUGAUGCAAAGUCCAUUCUCGAAGAGUUUAAGGAUUUCGAGCGGUAUAAUCCUAAUAUAAUCGCUCAGAUGACUGAGCUAUUUGAUCUUGAAAAAUUCAGGUCAUUCGAAGGGCUGCCUGGAGACCCAGAACUAGAGAGAAGGGCAGCAUGGGAACAUAUUAAGAAAUACUUGAAGGCCAAUCCGCGGCUAGCCGGGAAGCUUCGGUACCAGGUGGGGUCUCCCAAUUUUCGUGGUUUUCUACCAGUGAUUCCACCAGCUCAAGCAGCUCAGUCAUCAGCAUCAGCUGGAUCAGGGCCGCAGGGAAAUGGGAAUUUGAGGAUGAAUGGGAAUCUUCCCUGCUGCUGUCCAAGGAAUAGGAGGGUUUAGGGUUCGUGUUUUUUUUUAAUCCCUUUGUUUAAUGAACGCUUUGUUUCUCAAAAAAAAAAUUUGUUUUUUUUUCUUUGUUUUGUUUUUUGAACUUAUGUGGUUUAAUUAAUAAGGUUUUUAUUUGUGCCGG